UCCAAGACUUAAUUGAGAAACAUGGGAAGCCUUCUGAAGAAGCCUUUCAAAGUGUAUGCGGCAAAGAAAAACCUGGCAGACUUCGUUGCCACGGAAGAACUACAACUAUGACUCUAUUGAAGAGAAAUGAAGAAAUUGCAAGACUUAGAAAAGAACAUAAUGAUGAGGUAAAACAAUUAAAGGAUCAGAUACAAGAAAUGGAAGAGAAACGGCGUAAGGAAACAAAAGCAAUGGAAGGAAAAAUUCAGAUUCUUCUUAAGGUCAUGUUGAGUCAAAACAUCACUGGGUUGGAUACAGAGGCUUUGGCAGAUUUGAUAACAACUUCUGCAGCUGAUGCUAACAAUGUAUUGCAUUCUUCUACGUCAAUAUUUGCUCAAGAUGAUAAUGAGAUGAAUAAUGAUGAUAUCAAUGAAGAAUUUGAAGAUUUGGAAGCACAAGAUGAAGAGAUAUAGAUG
Messenger RNA from Medicago truncatula (barrel medic), 455 nucleotides. RefSeq lists its product as uncharacterized. NCBI's taxonomy places the organism in Eukaryota, Viridiplantae, Streptophyta, Magnoliopsida, Fabales, Fabaceae. The transcript is spliced from 2 exons. The coding region runs from base 108 to 452 and encodes 114 amino acids. The record is from RefSeq and is a predicted model, not a curated record.